This is a messenger RNA of Rhagoletis pomonella (apple maggot), 372 nucleotides long. RefSeq names its product mediator of RNA polymerase II transcription subunit 15-like. Lineage: Eukaryota; Metazoa; Arthropoda; Insecta; Diptera; Tephritidae. Gene Ontology annotation, molecular function: transcription coregulator activity. The record is from RefSeq and is a predicted model, not a curated record. Gene Ontology annotation, biological process: regulation of DNA-templated transcription.
AUGUUUUUUUGAGAACGCUAGCUUGGUUACGAUUUAAGAUUUGUUGAAGGUUUUUUGUCCAUUAAAAUGGCGGAAGAAUGGCCAUCCCAAAAGUUUCGCCAAACUAUGAUAGCAAAAAUCAACCAAGCUCUGCAGACGACGGAUCCUACGAAGAAUGCGGGUGUUAUGGAAAAUCACAUUUUCAAAAAGUCGCGCAGCAAAGAAGAAUAUAUGGGUUUGGUGGCGAAGCUGUUUAUGCACUUUCAAGACUUAGCGCAAACCUGGAUCCGUUUUGGAAAAUUUUCCCCAGCCGCCCCAACAGAAUUCCGAAAUGAACCAACAAGGCAUGAUGCCGGAUCCGCUAAAUGCGCUCCAAACCCUUGCAAGCCAAGG